Pseudozyma hubeiensis SY62 is the source of this 786-nucleotide messenger RNA. RefSeq names its product glycoside hydrolase. Gene Ontology annotation, molecular function: hydrolase activity, hydrolyzing O-glycosyl compounds. Gene Ontology annotation, biological process: xylan catabolic process. NCBI's taxonomy places the organism in Eukaryota, Fungi, Basidiomycota, Ustilaginomycetes, Ustilaginales, Ustilaginaceae. The transcript has a single exon. The coding region runs from base 1 to 786 and encodes 261 amino acids. The record is from RefSeq and is a predicted model, not a curated record.
AUGGACUCGACGUCAAGCACAUCGACGUGCCUUCGCAAAGCUAUAAGUAAGGCCACUUUCUUGACCUCCUUUCCUGGCCUUGUCCAUCAUCACACCACUCCCCAAAGCAAUCCGCUCAAGAUGAAGUUCUCCACCGUCCUCGCCCUUGCCACCGCUGCCGGCGCCGCCAUGGCCAGCCCCAUCUCGACCGAGUCCAACGAGACCACCGAGAACCUCUCCAAGCGUCAGUCGAUCAACUACGUGCAGAACUACAACGGCAACGUCGCCAACUUCAAGUACAACCAGGGUGCCGGUACCUACUCUGCCAACUGGAACAACCCUCCCGACUUUGUCGUCGGUCUCGGCUGGAGCCCGGGUAGCGGAUCGCGCACGGUCAACUUCUCCGGCUCCUACUCGACCAACUCUGGCUCGUACAACGCCGUGUACGGCUGGCUCAACAACCCUCUGACCGAGUACUACGUCGUCGAGAACUACUCCUACGACCCUUGCUCCGUCGGCGGAAGCCAGACCGUCGGUUCCGUCACCUCGGACGGCUCCACCUACAAGAUCUGCAAGCACACCCAGACCAACCAGCCCUCGAUCCAGGGCACCAAGACCUUCGGUCAGUUCUUCUCGGUCCGUGCCAACAAGCGCAACUCGGGCUCGGUCACCCUCUCGAACCACUUUAACGCUUGGAAGAAGUACGGCUUCGCCAACGGCGCCGCCAACCCCGACUUCAACUACCAGGUCUUUGCCACCGAGGCCUUUGGCGGCUCCGGUUCGUCGUCCAUGACCAUCUCUGGUUAA